ACCUGUAUGUCCCAUGUAAAGUUCGAUUAUUUUGCAGAGAGGCAAACGUUAUGAAAUGAACGCAAGGCUUUUAGGGUAAAAUUACAGCCUCUCCCAUCUGAUUCUUUCCUGUUUGUUUCAGGAAAACCUAACCAUUUCAGACAUUAUUUAUUAUUAUCCUCUGGAGUCGGGCAAGAAUCUAACUUUAGAAGUCUCAAUUUCCCAGGUUUUUCUUUUGUUGUGAAGCAAUGGAAUUUCGUGAAAUAGGAGAGUGUGGAACUGUGAGGAGGAGAUGGGAGGACAUGGACAUUGAUAUCUUGGUGAAGAUAUUUCAGUCAUUGACUGUGUUUGAAUUAACUUCAGGCAUUGCUCAUGUUUGUAGCACGUGGCGCUUGGCUGCUUGUGAUCCUUUUCUGUGGAGAACUCUUGAUUUGUCCAUGUUGAAAUCUAAUUUCAUCAAAAUCCCAUUAGAACCUUAUGUGUAUGUGCAUGGUGACUCUGAUAAGACAUUGACUCAAUUCUUGAAGAUUGCAUUAAGUCUCAGCCGUGAAAAUAUAACAUCGUUGUUCUUUCACUUCAAUUUGUAUGUGAGCGAGGACCACUUGACUUAUACUGCUCAAAGGUGCCCACGCCUUAAAAGACUUGUUUUGCCAGCAUGGAAUCGAGUAGAGAAUAAAAUGAUUGAAGCUAUUAAGCUGUGGAAGGAUCUUGAAUCCCUGACAAUGCCAAGCAUAGUGGAUUCCCCUCUUCUUGUUCAGGCAAUUGCUACUAAUUGCAGGAAAUUCAGUGAACUCAAGAUCAUGGGCCCGUUUGACAUUUAUUUCGCUUCCUCCCUUGUUACCUAUCUUCCAACAUUGAAAGUUUUGAGCCUUCGAUGCUCAAUGCUAUAUAAGGACACAUUGAUCUUCAUCUUGGAUAAUAUGUGUUGCCUAGAAGUGCUCAACAUAUCGCAUUGCCUUCUAAUAGAAGUCCCAACACCUCCCGCACCAAGAAGAAUUGUUAGGCAGCUUGAUAAAACUAUCCUGGAGAAGGCUUCUCAUUUACGCUACUUCUUAGCCUGCAUGAGUGACACUUGCAUCAUGUGCCAAAAAACAAGAAAUGACGAAGGGCUCAUGCGGUGGUACAAGUACGACGAAGGGCUGUGGAAGGAAGAUGAGAUCAGCUCUCUUGCUCUUUGAUUUGAGCAUUUUAAGACCAGACCAAAUUAUAGCGUGCUACAAGUUCCACCACUAUAUGUCCACGUAUCCUUUUUCUUGGUUAUUCUUUCACUGCAUACCAGGAACAGAAGAAGACAACGUUGGAGGAAGCAACUAAGGGCAUUCUGUCUAUUUUAUGUUGGUUGUGGUGAUAAAAUGCCAAACUCUGGGUGGUUGUGGAGGGGCUGAAGAUUUGCUGUUACUGCUGAUAAAUGUAUAUAUAUACAUGAUAAAUUGCAAUUUUUUUAGUUGUUCCUAGGGCACCCUCUUUUUUUAUUUAUGGUU
This is a messenger RNA of Populus euphratica (Euphrates poplar), 1460 nucleotides long. Its product is annotated as F-box/LRR-repeat protein At3g48880-like. NCBI's taxonomy places the organism in Eukaryota, Viridiplantae, Streptophyta, Magnoliopsida, Malpighiales, Salicaceae. The coding region runs from base 228 to 1157 and encodes 309 amino acids. The record is from RefSeq and is a predicted model, not a curated record. Gene Ontology annotation, molecular function: protein binding. The transcript is spliced from 3 exons.